AUGGCUGGUGAUAAUAACACACUUCUAACUGAAAUAUAUAUAAUUCUUCUUAUUAUCGCAUCGGGGGCUUUGUUGAUUGCCUUAUAUCAUUGUAUCUCAAUGCUUUGGUGGGAUUUACAACGACAUAGAAGACAAAGAGGCCCAAUAGAAAUACAAUUACAAACAAAUGAUAUAAGUUUUGAUAAUUCUGUAGCGGAACUAAUCCCAGCCCAUAAGCAUAAAAAGGUAAUGGGCUCGGACGAUGAUGAGCCCAUGUGCGCAGUUUGUCUAAGUGACUUCGAGGAAGGGGAAGAGCUACGAACUUUGCCCGAUUGUAUGCACUCGUUUCAUGUCCCGUGUAUCGAUAUGUGGUUGUACUCGCAUCGUAAUUGUCCUGUUUGUAGAAUGGAUGCGACCACUAUAGCGACACCUUUGGUUGAAAUUGUAUAUAUAGUUGACCCACAACCACAAGACCGUCAAGACGAGGAAGAGGUAAUUACAAGACCAUUAAAUCUUGAUGUACCACAAGAUCUUAGAAGCUCAACGUAA
Molecule: messenger RNA, 528 nt
Organism: Erigeron canadensis
Lineage: Eukaryota; Viridiplantae; Streptophyta; Magnoliopsida; Asterales; Asteraceae
Product: RING-H2 finger protein ATL52-like
Exons: 1
Coding region: 1-528 (175 amino acids)
Biological process (GO): protein ubiquitination
Source: RefSeq, a predicted model, not a curated record